Messenger RNA from Aspergillus puulaauensis, 1329 nucleotides. RefSeq names its product phosphatase PAP2 family protein. The record is from RefSeq and is a predicted model, not a curated record. The coding region runs from base 1 to 1329 and encodes 442 amino acids. The transcript is spliced from 3 exons. NCBI's taxonomy places the organism in Eukaryota, Fungi, Ascomycota, Eurotiomycetes, Eurotiales, Aspergillaceae. Gene Ontology annotation, molecular function: inositol phosphoceramide synthase activity. Gene Ontology annotation, biological process: inositol phosphoceramide metabolic process; sphingolipid biosynthetic process. Gene Ontology annotation, cellular component: inositol phosphoceramide synthase complex.
AUGGGGGCAGGGGCUAUUUUGGAACCGCUGGUGGUCAUUGUCCUUCUUUUUGGUGGCACUUGGAUUAAUCGCACCUCUGGCUCGUUUCCUUCCUCACGGCGGUCUCGCGCCAAAUCCCCAGCUCGCCAUCGGGGAGCAUCGCCGGAUUCCUUCGAGUCGGGCCUUUCCUCUCCCACAUCAAAGGAUGGUCUUUUAAACAGCCGGCCACUGUCUCCGUCAUACUCACUAUCUGGACACGAUACAUGGCGCACCCGCCAAGUUAGAAUACUGUUGUGGGCAUUCGAACUUACCUCUCCAAACACUGCUGUUUUCCAUGAUCGUCUCCUCAGUCGCCUGCUACGAAAGUUGCCGUUCCUGGCCGAAUGUUGGUAUUGGGCGUUGGUCUACUGGACAUACCAAUUAGGGAGAGCGUUCACUGCCGUAACUCUACAAGAAGGAACUGUCGACGUAGCGCGGAAACAUGCCUUGCAACUUAUUGAAAUCGAACAAGCCCUGGGGCUCUUCUGGGAAGUCCCGAUCCAGCAGUUUUUCCUCCGGCACGCAUUACUCAUGAGAUGGACCAAUUGGAUCUAUUCAUUCAUUCAUAUUCCUGGAACCAUUGCAUUCUUAGUCUGGUUAUAUUAUUACACUAUUACAAGAAACCGACCCGAUGAAUCUCAACUGGGGACACCUCGAGGUGGCUCGCCAGCAGGGCCGCUCCUUUAUCAAGCCCGUCGGCGCACAUUAGCCGUAUGCAAUCUCCUUGCAUUUGUUGUUUUCACUCUGUGGCCAUGUAUGCCGCCUCGCCUGCUGAGCGACAAGGACGUCAAAGGACCCGAAGGGAAGCUGGCGCGCAGCUAUGGGUUCGUGGAUACCGUACACGGAGCCGAGGGCUCUGGCAGUGUGUGGACCGAAAAUAGGUUUUGCAAUCAAUACGCUGCAAUGCCCUCUCUGCACUUCGGAUAUUCUCUUAUGAUCGGACUCACCAUCAUGACAAUUCCACUACCGGCGCAUCAGCGCCUCUCGACUCGAAUUCGAAUUGGGCCCUUUGGGGUGCAGAUCCCAUCACGGCAUCGCUUGGUUUGUCUAUUCCUCGGCGCUGCCUAUCCGACCAUAAUUCUCGCUGCGAUUGUCGCAACGGCAAACCACUUCAUUCUCGACGCUGUUGCUGGCGCCAUUGUGUGUUCUCUUGGGUGGAAGUUCAACGGAGUCCUCUUGAAUUUAGUACCGUUGGAAGAUUACUUUCUUUGGGCGGUCCGAAUACACAAGCCAGAGCCAGCAGAAAUGGCAGAGGAUGUUGAACAAUGGUUUGGCGAUAGUGAUGUUGAAUGCACGCCGAUAGCUGCCUGA